Messenger RNA from Lathyrus oleraceus (garden pea), 2203 nucleotides. Its product is annotated as zinc finger protein BALDIBIS. The transcript has 2 exons. The coding region runs from base 438 to 1952 and encodes 504 amino acids. Gene Ontology annotation, molecular function: DNA-binding transcription factor activity. Lineage: Eukaryota; Viridiplantae; Streptophyta; Magnoliopsida; Fabales; Fabaceae. Gene Ontology annotation, cellular component: nucleus. The record is from RefSeq and is a predicted model, not a curated record.
AUCUUUAGAGAGAGAGAACUGAGCAGCAAGUGGUCCAGCUGAGUCCAUAUCUCUUACCGACUCCAUGAGCAGCCGCGUUAGAUAAGUAGAGAAUAGAGAAAGAAAGAAAGAAACAUAACAAGUUAAGAAAUAAUAUUUCUUUUAUAUUUAUUCUCUUCUCUCUUCUCUCUUUAUUCAACUCUCAUUCCAAACUAUAUAACUUUCCUCAUCAUUCACAUGUAGUAAAACCCUACUUCAAUUUCUUAUGAGAUAUAUAUUAUAUUUUCUUAGCACAAACACAAGCAUCAAGUUGCUAAUUAAGUGCUUUUAGUUGCACACAACUUUUUUGUUUUUUUAUUUUGUUUUGGAAGUACUUUCCAACUUCAAACUAGUUUUAGUUUUGGAAUUUGCUAUAGGUUUAACUAGUUUAGGACACACAGUUUUUCUUAAAUUCUAAAAUGAUGUCCAAACAAGCCUUUUCAGUUUCACCUCAUUCCAACACCAUGAGAGGUUCCUCAUCGAAUCAUCUUCAAAACCCUAAUCCGAACUCAAUUCCACCUAAGAAAAAAAGAAACCUACCUGGAACACCAGAUCCAGAUUCAGAAGUGAUAGCCAUGUCGCCGAAAUCAUUGAUGGCGACGAACCGUUUCUUAUGUGAAAUCUGCAACAAGGGAUUCCAAAGAGACCAGAAUUUGCAGCUUCAUCGACGCGGACACAACCUUCCGUGGAAGCUGAAGCAAAGAGCUAACAAAGAUCAAAUUCGGAAGAAGGUUUAUGUGUGUCCUGAGAAGAGCUGUGUGCACCAUGAACCUUCUAGAGCUUUAGGAGAUUUGACAGGAAUUAAGAAACAUUAUAGUAGAAAACAUGGUGAGAAGAAAUGGAAGUGUGAAAAGUGUAACAAGAAAUAUGCUGUUCAAUCUGAUUGGAAAGCUCAUAGCAAAAUUUGUGGAACUAGAGAAUACAAAUGUGAUUGCGGCACAAUUUUCUCCAGGAGGGACAGCUUCAUAACGCAUAGAGCUUUUUGUGAAGCAUUGAGUGAACAAACUGCAAAGAUAUCAAUACCAACAGUUCCAAGAAAUUUUCAUAAUGAUCAUUUCACAAAUACUCAAACUCCAAGGAUCUCUCAAAUUUUUCCUGGCUUUCAGUUUCACUCCGAGUUUGUUGGUUCGGGAACAUCGUCGUCAUCACUAUGGCCAGUGCUAGAGCAAACAAAUUAUCAACAAGUUCUUCCUAGUAGUGAUGUAAUGCAACAAACAAUGGAUGUGUUUGGAUCACAAACACAAUGGUUGAAUCAUAAUAGUAAUAAUCUAUCUUUGCCAAUGCUACAUGGAGUAAUGAAACAAGAGGAAGAAGAAAACAAAGAUUUGUCUCAUAGUGUAAUAAGCUCAUUGUACUUGAGUAGUAGUCAGAAUCCACAAGGAGGAUCAUCAAAUCACAUGUCAGCAGCAACAACGUCGCUGUUGGAGACAGAAUCUCAAAUGGGAUCUACAAGGACAGUUAUUACUAAUGAUGAUGAUAACAACAACAACAACAACAACAGCAACACACUCUUUAACAAUGUGAACAACUUUAGCAUUGUUGACAAAUUCUACAAGCAAGGUCAUCAUGAAAGUGAAGACUUGAAUGAGUUGGUGAAUUUGGAAGGAGGUAGCAGAACCAAUUUUGGAGGUGAGUAUUUAUUAAAUGACUCAUUUGGGACUGUGAACGUGAAUGGUACCAAGAAUUUAGACCAUGUGGCGAUGUUGGUGAAUAGAGAGACAAGAAUAACAAAUCGAUAUUUACGUGAUUCGAGUUUAAUGUCAAAAGACAAAAACCAAAUGGGAUUUACAAGAGAUUUUCUUGGGGUUGGAGAUGAUGAUGAGUCAAUGAGUAGAUCAACUUUUUUGCAGCAAGAGCUUGAUGGAUUUCAUGGAAUGGGAUCAUUAGGGAAUAAUCUGCAGAGCCAGUUUCGUGGUGGUGGAGACUAUUGCUAGAGUUUGGAAUUUGAAUGAAAGUAUAGCUCAAAGAGCUAAGAAACUGUUGAGUAAAUAUCUUAAUCUUAAGUUGCUUUGUACUCUUAUUAACCGCAACAUGUGAACUUAAUGAGAGAUUAGGAAAGUAUCAUUAUGAUUCUAAAUUGCGGUUGAUAAUGUAGGAAAAUGCAGAUAAUGAGGCUGCAAUUAUUGUUGCAAUAAUUGAGAGAUUUCUAAAAUUUUUAUAUUGCUGUUAAGAUUGUGACUUAAAA